Messenger RNA from Camellia sinensis, 522 nucleotides. The record is from RefSeq and is a predicted model, not a curated record. Lineage: Eukaryota; Viridiplantae; Streptophyta; Magnoliopsida; Ericales; Theaceae.
AUGCCGAACUACUGGGACUUGAAGAGGCAUCUAGAAGACUUACUCGUCGUCGGCCACCUCCAUCAAUGGAUUGAUGCUGAGAAGACUAAGGCGAAACAUGAGCAACCUCCAGUCCCUCUACCAAAAGUCCAAGCCCUAAGGCUAGUGAUCAACAUCAUCCAUGGGAUGACUGACCCUCAAAGGGAAAAUACCCUUCGUGGCGAGAUUCAGAGAGCUACACACCUACAACAAGUUAUGUUAGUAGGACAUCCGCCCAAGAAGUCCAAAAUGGAAGCAAGGCCCUCUCGGUUCGACAUCGUGUUUGCUGAGAAGGAUUUGAAAGGAAUCCAACACCCCUACACUGAUGCAUUAAUUAUCACUGUCGGUGUGACAAAUAAGUUUGAUGUGAAACAGGUCCUAGUCGAUCAAGGAAGCGCCGUUGACAUUAUGUACUAUGACCUUUUCAAGAAACUGGGUCUCAAUGAGCAACACCUAACCCUCGUAACCUCUUCUCUGGUUGGCUUCAAUGGACAGACCGAGUAG